This is a messenger RNA of Melanotaenia boesemani (Boeseman's rainbowfish), 4258 nucleotides long. Its product is annotated as exostosin-1-like. Gene Ontology annotation, cellular component: membrane. The record is from RefSeq and is a predicted model, not a curated record. NCBI's taxonomy places the organism in Eukaryota, Metazoa, Chordata, Actinopteri, Atheriniformes, Melanotaeniidae. The coding region runs from base 1181 to 3496 and encodes 771 amino acids. The transcript is spliced from 13 exons. Gene Ontology annotation, molecular function: glycosyltransferase activity.
UCCUCCCCAGCCUGCUGCUGUUUGGCUUAUCAGCGCUGCUGCUGCUGCUGGAUGCUGCACGGCGGCGCAGUCCGGAUCCAACUGAGGAUUUAAGGAUGGAAACGUGAGGAUAGUGCGACUGCUGGAAGCCAGUUGCUUGGAAAGGAAUAACCCAGAAGAACACAAGUAAACACUCAUAAUGUUCAUCUGAUCCAUUACUUCAGCUCCACCAAGAGACACCGCUGCCUGCCUUUCAGGGGACCGUGAAGUCGCUAUAACAGGAUUUUACUGAUCCGCGUCAAUUCGGAUCAGGUUUUGCCGGCGUCUUUCUUAACUUACCUGGCAUGAUGAUUUCUGCUUAUUUCUCACCGUGAGCGGCAGCGCACAGGCGGGAAGAGCUGAUUUACAUUCCAAAGUUUGCAUCUUCCCAUGCUGGGAUUUUCCGAGAAGAUGCCGAUUGGAGAUGAACGCGUGUUGUUUCGCGCAUUUAAUUCUGGAUGAAUGUUAUCUGUGUGAUCACAGCCACUUUAGCAGUCAAGUGCGUGUCUAAAUUCUCAAAGUAGCUGCCUGCCAUGCUGACACAUGCUCAAGUGGGAGCCGUGUACACAUGAGAAGGACUCACCGGGUGUUUUGUUGGGGGAAAGUUUGUAAUUGGGACGCGGCGGAAGAUGACAACAACACAGCUUUUUUGGUGUCCCUGAGCACGCUGAGCUCGUUGAUUUACGCGUGGUGUUAAUGUAGACUAAGGCGAUUUGUGAAUGGAAAUGUGAUUCGCCAUUCAGGCGCUAAUGGAGAAUGUGUUUGCAAACUGUGGACCUCUGCUCUGGCUGGAGGGGAGAACGGCGGACACCUCGAUCCCUUCUUGGAACCACAGGUGUUCCUCGUGAACAGUGACCUCAAAUCCCAAAAUGCCGAACUGUGGAUAGAGAGCUGACCUGUAUCUACCUCCCUGUGACCCCUCUCCUCAUCAUUUCCUUGUCAUCAUCCUCCCAUUUUCCCUCCUUACCUUUCCUUCUUCAGCUCUAUGCUUCUCCUCUUCAACCCUUCGUCAAAACUUUGACCAUCUUUUUCUUCUACAUCAUUUUCUACACCUCUCAUUGCUUCUCCCUUCUCCUUGUAUUUUGACGUCUUCAUUCUCUCUCUCUCCUCUUCCACCCCAAAGACCCACCACCUCCUUCUUUUCCUCCCCCCCGCAGCACACAUGCAGGCCAAGAAGCGGUACCUGCUUGUGUCUGUGGGGGCCGGUCUUCUCUUCCUCAUCUACCUGUGGGCUCUGCAAAUUGGAGAGUUCCAGCAGCAGCCGUACCACUAUCCCCAGUUACCCCAACAUCACCAGUACCACCAGCCGGAGCAUCAGUACUAUCAUCAGAAGCAGAACUUGUACCAACCCCAACCUCUGCCCCAGAGACACCCAUCCAGACCGGUUAAACACUGGCCGGAGUCGACUGAGCUGCUGGAGCCGUAUCUGGAGGGAGGAGAGCAGGAGGAGGACAGCCCUCAGCUCCAUCACCAGCACACCUCUCCUCGGGAACGACGCGCGAUUCGUGACAACAUUUACAAGUACAAGCGCUGCCGCAUGGAAACCUGCUUUGACUUUACUCGCUGCCAGUCAGGCUUCAAGGUUUACAUCUACCCUCCACAAAGAGGGGAUGAGAUCUCGGAGACCUACCAAAAGAUCCUGACCUCCAUUGAGGAGUCCCGUUUCCAUACCAAGGACCCUCUGCAGGCCUGUCUGUUCAUUCUGGCUUUGGACACAUUGGACAGGGACCAGCUUUCAGCUCAGUACGUCCAGAACGUCAGAUCCCGGAUCCACAGCCUACCAAUGUGGAACGAUGGCAGGAACCACCUAAUUUUCAACCUGUACUCUGGAACAUGGCCAGACUACACAGAGGAUCUGGGAUUUGAGGUCGGCCAGGCCAUGCUAGCCAAGGCCAGUGCAGAUGUAGUCAACUUCCGACCCAACUUUGAUAUUUCCAUCCCUCUGUUCUCCAAGGAUCAUCCGCUUAAAGGAGGGGGAACAGGCUACCUGACGCUGAAUGAUGCGCCGCCUUCCAGGAAGUACCAGCUGGUUUUUAAGGGGAAGCGGUACCUAACUGGCAUAGGUUCAGAGACGAGGAAUGCUCUUUAUCACAUCCAUAAUGGGGAAGAUAUUAUUCUACUGACCACAUGUAAGCAUGGAAAAGACUGGGAGAAACACAAGGACUCUCGAUGUGACAGAGAUAAUGAAGACUACACAAAGUUCGACUACCAGGAGCUGCUUCACAACUCCAGCUUCUGCCUGGUGCCGCGGGGACGACGUCUGGGAUCCUUUCGCUUCCUGGAGGCAUUACAGGCUGCCUGUAUUCCGGUUAUCCUGAGUAACGGCUGGGAGCUUCCCUUCUCUGAAGUGAUCGACUGGAGGAAAGCUGCCGUCAUUGGAGAUGAGAGGCUGCUGUUACAGGUUCCCUCCAUUACCCGAUCUUUGGGCCGUGACAGGAUCUUGGCUCUCCGCCAGCAGACUCAGUUCCUCUGGGACGCCUACUUCUCUUCUGUAGCCAAAAUAGUCUUAACGACUCUGGAGAUCAUUCAAGACCGUGUGGAGUCUCAUGUGUCUAGAAACUGGUUGCUGUGGAAUUUCUUGCCUGGAGGUCUCUACGCACUCCCACAACACUCCUCUGACCCCGCUCAGUUUCCUUUUUACUAUGCCAUACUGGGUAAGAGUCCAUCGCAGCAGUUCACAGCUGUGAUCCAUACGGUAACUCCUCUGCUGUCCCAGAUCUCCCCCGUGGUGAAGCUCAUCAUCGCUGUAGCCAAGUCCAAGUUCUGUGCACAGAUUGUGGUUUUAUGGAACUGUGACAAGCCUUUGCCUCCUAGAAGCAAGUGGCCCUCCACCAGCGUGCCUCUCACUAUCAUUGAAGGACAGACAAAGACGAUGAGCAGUCGUUUUUUUCCUCACAACGUCAUCGCUACUGAUGCUGUUCUCAGCCUGGAUGAAGACUCUGUUCUCUCAACCAAUGAGGUGGAUUUUGCCUUCAUCGUAUGGCAAAGUUUUCCAGAGCGCAUUGUUGGUUAUCCAGCAAGGAGCCACUACUGGGAUAGUUCCAGAUCACGCUGGGGCUACACCUCCAAAUGGACCAAUGAUUAUUCCAUGGUCCUUACAGGAGCAGCUUUCUACCACAGAUACUACCACUAUCUGUUCACCCAUUACAUCCCAGCCAGCCUGUUGACUAAGGUGGACCACAUGGCUAACUGUGAAGACAUCCUGAUGAACUUCCUGGUUUCAGCUGUCACCAAGCAACCUCCAAUCAAAGUUACACAGAAGAAGCAGUACAAGGAAACUAUGAUGACCCAGGACGCCAAGUCAUCCCGCUGGGCCGACCCGGACCACUUUGCACAGCGACAGACUUGCAUGAACACCUUCAGUCAGUGGUUGGGUUUCAUGCCCUUAGUGCACUCUCAAAUGAGGCUGGACCCAGUGCUGUUCAGAGACCAGGUUUCCAUCCUGAGAAAGAAGUACAGGGACAUUGAAAGGCUGUGAAUGCAGGUGAAUAAACACAAGUCAGUGGGGCAAGAGGGGUGCUGGAGUGUUCCUGGGUUUCUUGUUCAAGGGGACAUUUAUAAGACAAAAAUACUCUCACACCCUGCAAUUGCUAUAAUUGCUAUAACACUAAGGUAUGUGAAGACCAUUAAACUGAUUCUUUCUGGAAAAAAAAGAUGUUGUAAGCAGUGGACAACUAAACAUACAAAUGUGCCAUCUGCGAGUAGAUAUUACUGAUAAGCCACAACAUUAAAACCAUCUGCCCAAUCUGUCCAUCUUGUGCAACCAAAACAGCUGGACAGUGACCUGCAUAAUCUAGGUUGAAACCUUUUUGCUCUUUGCUGUGUUCUUUGUGCUGUUAAGGGUAUUUUUCCCAGCAUGAGAGGGCACUCUGAACCACUGAAGGAAGCUAAAAGUACCAUUUAUUCAGGGUGGUGUUUGCCCACUACAACACUGUAAGUUUGUGUAUGCAGUACAAGUCAAAGUAGCAUACACAUGGUUUCCUACCAGAACACUGCAGUCUAGAUCAAUAUUUUUCACUUUAUCUGUCAGUGGUUUUAAUCUAGUGGCUGAUCAGUGUACCUGAACGCAUGGAAAUACAUGCAACAAAGAACUAGAAACACUCUAGCCAGCCCUGACCACAGAGAUGCAGUGUGUGUUGCAUGGUUUGAACAAGGCAGCUGAGCUGUGCGGAACCUGAAAAAUAAUGUCUGAAAAAAAUACAAAAAUGACUAUUAUUGUAACUUAGUGUUUCCCAAUCCA